UCCGGGAGCAUGUCAUCAGCAUCGAAGAUUCGUUUGUGAACAGCCAGGAAUGGACACUGAGUCGCUCUGUACCAGAGCUCAAAGUGGGUAUUGUGGGCAAUCUGUCCAGUGGGAAGUCUGCCCUGGUGCAUCGCUAUCUGACUGGAACAUAUGUGCAGGAGGAGUCGCCUGAAGGUGGUCGGUUUAAGAAGGAGAUUGUGGUGGACGGCCAGAGCUACUUGCUGCUUAUUCGGGAUGAAGGUGGCCCCCCCGAGGUCCAGUUUGCGGCCUGGGUGGAUGCAGUGGUCUUUGUCUUCAGCUUGGAGGACGAGAUCAGCUUUCAGACGGUUUACAAUUACUACAUGCGGCUCUCCAGCUACCGCAACACAGCCGAGAUCCCCAUGGUCCUGGUCGGGACCCAAGACGCCAUCAAUGCAACAAAUCCUCGUGUCAUAGACGAUUCUCGUGCCAGGAAACUGUCCAAUGAUUUGAAGAGAUGUACUUACUAUGAGACCUGCGCCACCUACGGCCUGAAUGUGGAGCGAGUCUUCCAGGAUGUGGCUCAGAAGAUUGUGGCUCUACGGAAGAAGCAGCAGUUAUCGAUCGGUCCCUGCAAGUCACUGCCCAACUCUCCUAGUCAUUCCUCUGUUCCUAACGCCUCCAUUCCAUCUGUACAUCUCAACCAGGCUGCUAAUGGCGGAGCUUUCAGUGACUACUCCUCGUCAGUGCCGUCCACACCCAGCAUAAGCCAGAAAGAGCUGCGGAUCGACACCAUCACCGCCUCCAGCACCCCCACCCCAGUCCGCAAACAGUCCAAGAGGCGCUCCAACAUAUUCACAUCUCGGAAAGGUAGUGACUCUGAUAAAGACAAGAAGAGUUUAGAGGGUAAAACAGACAACAUCGGAAGUGGACGCGCCAUCCCCAUUAAACAGGGCAUUCUCCUGAAGCGCAGCGGAAAGUCCCUCAACAAGGAAUGGAAGAAGAAAUAUGUCACACUUUGCGACAACGGAGUCCUGACCUACCACCCCAGUUUACACGAUUACAUGCAGAACGUGCACGGUAAAGAGAUCGACCUGCUGAGAACAACAGUCAAGGUCCCGGGCAAGAGGCCCCCGAGAGCCACUGUAGUCAACGCUCCGACUGCCAGCCCCAAAACCAACGGCCUGACCAAGGACAGGAGCAAUUUACAGCUCUCUGGCAACCAGGAAGUCGAGGAGUCAUACGAGUUUGUGAUUGUGUCUCUGACGGGACAGACAUGGCACUUUGAGGCCUCCAACCCCGAGGAGAGGGAGACCUGGGUACAGGCCGUGGAGAGCCAGAUCUUCGCCAGCCUCCAGUCCUGUGAGAGCAGCAAAAACAAGUCCCGGCUGGGCAGUCAGAGCGAUGCCAUCGCCAUCCAAUCCAUCCGCAACGUACGAGGGAACGCCUUCUGUGUGGACUGCGACUCGCCCAACCCCGACUGGGCAAGUUUAAACCUCGGAGCCCUGAUCUGUAUAGAAUGUUCUGGAAUUCACCGAAACCUGGGCACACACCUGUCGAGGGUGCGCUCGCUGGACCUGGAUGACUGGCCUGUAGAGCUCAUCAUGGUGAUGACGGCCAUCGGCAACUCCGUCGCCAAUAGCGUGUGGGAGGACUCGGUGCAGGGCCUGGUCAAGCCCGGCCAGGACCACUGCAGGUAG
Messenger RNA from Callorhinchus milii (elephant shark), 1658 nucleotides. Its product is annotated as arf-GAP with GTPase, ANK repeat and PH domain-containing protein 1. Gene Ontology annotation, molecular function: GTP binding; GTPase activity; GTPase activator activity. The record is from RefSeq and is a predicted model, not a curated record. NCBI's taxonomy places the organism in Eukaryota, Metazoa, Chordata, Chondrichthyes, Chimaeriformes, Callorhinchidae. Gene Ontology annotation, cellular component: nucleus.